GAUCAAGCGUAAAAGGUAGCGAGCGCUCCACCGCUCGUUGCCGCAUGCAGUACGCAGAUUCUUAAGUUCACGUAGUCCUCUCGCACUGCUGGCAUAUUCUUUCAAAUCUUUAAUCUUCUCUCUGUCUCUCCUUCCAUUCUCUCUUCAUCCCCUCACUCUACUCCUCCUCCUCUUCCUAUUCAUCUAUAUACCCCAUUUCUCCCCUGGGUUCCACAUACAAGUUUCUAUCAUUCUGGCAUCGUAACAUUCUUUCUCAUCAUGGCGCCUCCCACAUAUGCCGGCUUUACGGGCCGGCGACUCGGCCUCGCGAUAUCAACAAUUGCGACUAUGGGCUUCUUGCUCUUUGGUUAUGACCAGGGUGUCAUGUCAGGUAUUAUUUCUGAUCCGGCUUUCAACGACAUGUUCACUGCCACCAAGGGUGACUCGGUCAUGCAAGCAACGGUUACUGCAGUCUAUGAAGUCGGCUGUCUCUUUGGUGCCAUCUUCGCCUUGAUUUGUGGUGAAAAGUUGGGGCGGCGUCUCAUGGUCAUCUGGGGUGCAACCGUGAUGAUCAUCGGUGUGAUCAUCCAAGUCACUGCCAUGCCCAAUUCGAUCCCACUGCUGCAGUUCAUCUUCGGCCGUGUGAUCACUGGUAUCGGCAAUGGUAUGAACACGUCGACUAUUCCAACGUAUCAAGCCGAGUGCUCCAAGACUAGCAACCGUGGUCUUCUUAUCUGUAUUGAGGGAGGCAUAAUCGCCAUUGGAACCAUGAUCGCUUACUGGAUUGACUACGGAGCCCACUAUGGUCCCCAGGACCUGGUCUGGCGCUUUCCCAUUGCCUUCCAAAUCUUUUUUGGACUCAUCAUCAUUUUCGGCAUGUGGAAACUCCCCGAGUCUCCUCGUUACUUGAUCGCCCACGGCAAGGUCGAGGAAGGUACUCGGGUCCUUGCUGCCCUCGCAGGCGAGGAAAUCGACCACCCCCACGUCCAGCUGGAGAAGAAUCUCACCCUGGACUCUGUCCGAGCGUCCGGAAACUCCCAUGCUAAGUUCAGCGACUUGCUUACCGGUGGUCCCUCUCAGCACUUCCGCCGCAUGCUGGUCGGUUCGUCAUCGCAGUUCUUUCAGCAGAUUUCUGGCUGCAACGCGGUCAUCUACUACUUGCCCGUGUUAUUGGAGGAUUCUAUCCACCAGUCUCACAACUUCGCGCUUCUGAUUGGCGGUAUCAACAUGAUCUGUUACGCAAUCUUCGCCACAUUCUCGUGGUUCUUUAUCGAAAAGAUCGGUCGUCGCAAGCUGUUCCUCGCCGGCAGCUAUGGUCAAUGCGCUGCGAUGAUCAUCGUCUUUGCCUGUUUGAUUCCGGGCGAUGCGGAGAGUGCUAAGGGAGCUAUUUUUGGAUUCUUCCUGUACAUGUGCUUCUUCGGUGCUACAUGGUUGCCUCUUCCGUGGCUCUAUCCUGCCGAAAUCUCUCCUCUUAGAACCCGGUCCAAAGCCAAUGCGGUGUCGACCUGCAGUAACUGGCUUUUCAACUUUACCGUGGUUAUGAUUACGCCUGUGAUGGUCAGCAGUAUCGGUUGGGGAACUUAUCUUUUCUUCGCCGCCUGGAACGCCCUCUUCAUCCCUGUCAUUUGGUUCUUCUACCCCGAGACCGCCAACCGCAGUCUGGAAGAGAUCGAUUUGAUUUUCGCCAAGGGCUAUGUCGAGAAGAUAAGCUACGUCCGUGCGGCCAAGGAGCUGCCCAAGCUCACUGAUGAUGAGAUCGAAGCCAAGGCGGCCGAAUAUGGCAUCCUCGGUGACGAGGAGAAGGCUGAGGAGCGGAUUGCCGAGAAGAACCCUCCCCUGUCUGAAGAGUUUUCCCAGUUCCAGCCCACUCAGCUGUAAGGGGGAUUGCAACAGCGCAUGAGAGUUUAC
Messenger RNA from Aspergillus aculeatinus CBS 121060, 1887 nucleotides. RefSeq names its product putative MFS monosaccharide transporter. Gene Ontology annotation, molecular function: carbohydrate:proton symporter activity. The record is from RefSeq and is a predicted model, not a curated record. The transcript is spliced from 4 exons. The coding region runs from base 259 to 1857 and encodes 532 amino acids. NCBI's taxonomy places the organism in Eukaryota, Fungi, Ascomycota, Eurotiomycetes, Eurotiales, Aspergillaceae. Gene Ontology annotation, cellular component: membrane. Gene Ontology annotation, biological process: transmembrane transport; carbohydrate transport.